This is a messenger RNA of Fonsecaea erecta, 1425 nucleotides long. RefSeq lists its product as hypothetical. NCBI's taxonomy places the organism in Eukaryota, Fungi, Ascomycota, Eurotiomycetes, Chaetothyriales, Herpotrichiellaceae. The coding region runs from base 1 to 1425 and encodes 474 amino acids. The transcript is spliced from 3 exons. The record is from RefSeq and is a predicted model, not a curated record.
AUGCCGCAAAAGACGCAGCAAUUCGGGGCGGGGGUUUCGGCCCCGAGGAAAGUACCUAAACUGCGACGCGAUGACAACAAGCACACGCAAACGGCACACCUCCAUGACUUUGUAGACCAACUACAGAGCUAUGGAAGAGCCCAGAAGAAUGCGAAGCUAGCAACUGCACUUCCAAAUGUUCAGGAAGCCCUCGAAGUGGCCAUCGCUACAAUCAAAGCGUUCCAGGAGGGGGAAAAUGAGAUCAUAACAAACAUAGAUACCCACUGCAAACACCUCUCUACUACCAUCAACAACCUCCAAAAUGAUAUGACAAUCAUUACGAGUGGCGCGAACCAGACCAAUCUCUCCAGCAAUGCUUCCAGCAGCUCCGCGGGCGCAAGCACCAGGGCCCGAAAGCUGUUUCCAAACAAGCCAUUGAGGCCGCCAACUGUACACACCAUCUCCGACACCUCAAGCCAACCUUACCCGCCUACACAAGCCGAACUCGAGAUAACCAUCAAGAUGAACCAAUCAGACAAGGCAAAGGCAUUGAAAAAGGAGGGCCCGCAAGAGACGGUAAAAGCAAUAAACACAGCCAUACAAACAGCAUCCAACAGUAUUACAGCACUCAAAGGCAUCAAAGUCAAGGCAGCACGGAGCUUCAGAAGCUUUGACAUCCUGGCCCUUGCACGCAACAGAAAGGAAUAUGAGCUACUGAAGGAACACGGAGGUGUUUGGCCACGGGCUCUCGAUGAACAGGCACGACUCGCAGUGGAAACCUUCAAGGUGGUGAUUCACAAGGUGAAGGUAGAAACAGUGGGAAAGCGCUUCGACCCAUCGUCAGCACAGAAGGUACAUGACCUCCUCAAACGUCACAACCCAGCGGCUAUAGCACUCGGAGGCAUCGUCUGCUCGGUCGCGUGGCUUAAGACACCACGGACAACCCUCGGAUCGCUGGUGGUCAGCUUCGACAAAGCAAAGACCGCCAACUAUUUGAUCAAAUACGCCACAUUCCUGGACCACACCGGUCAUGUCACGGAAAGGCACGACCAGAGCUAUCGUAUGUUUGUGGACACUGCGCCCAAGAACACAAGACACAGGAUUGCGCCAACCACCAGGCAGAAGGCUUCGUGCCAAAAUGCGCUGUGUGCGAAGGCCACCAUCCUGCAUGGUCAAGCGAAUGCAGAAGCCCUGAUAGGCUCAGCGAACAGCAACGCGCUAAUGCCGCGCGUCAAGCAGGCAAAAUGCAACCCUUUCACUUCCCGAAGGCCCGGCAUCGGCGGAGAAGAUCCCGACAACACGGAAAAGAGGGAAGGCGAGGGAACAGCUGGAUCGUCCGUACCUGGCUUCACCUUCGGCAAACACUCAUUGACAAGGCUCAGCCUCACACCCGCCAUCAAUGAACAUCGCCACAACAAGGGCGGUGCAGUUUCGGCACCGCGAUAG